GCUUAUCAGCGUAGAGCGACGAAGGUGGGAGAGUAGGGUAGUAGAGAAGAGGAGGUGAGGAAAGAGGAGAAAGGAAGGGGGCUCAGGUUAGCGUGGCGUGGAGGAGAGGGAGAAGAGGAGAAUAGGUUGGCGUAGGUUGGCGUAGGUGGCAAGGGGGGGAGCAGUAGGUGAUGGUGGGAAGGAGAGAGAAUUACGACGAGGAGAAGAGGUGGCUGGAGCUACUGUCGGCCUUCGUGCCACUACGGACUAGGAUGGCACGCCUCUACAUCAUCGGAUCCAAGCCGUCGAUCUAAAGAAUGUAAGGCAAAAAGAGGAGGGGGCAAGUGUGCGACGCUGUGCGGCUGAUUUAGGACGUCGGGGCAGUGCGCAAGUCUGAUCGGAAUUGGAAUUUGGAAGGCCCGGUCGACAAGCGCAAGCGCAAGCGCAGCAGCCGCCUGUUUGCGCGCGGAAGGGGGAGGAGUUCCGUCGGUGCAGAAGGAAGUGGGCACGGGCGGCGGGUGCGAAAUUAACGGAAGCCCUUGUCGUCUUGUGCCACGGAAGCCCUUGUCGUUUUGUGCCACGUGGCACCCACCGUGCUUGUCACGUGCACGACGUGUUGAGGUGUGGGACGACGUGCUCAGGAGUGCGUGCGGCUUGUUUUUUGAUUCGAUCGAUGAGCAGGAGGACUGGAGGAGAAUACAUACUUCCUGGCAUGACAUGCUGAGGUGUGCGACGACGUGCGGCUUUUGAUUCCGUGAGCACGAGGACCAGAACGGAGGCGCAGGGGAGAGAGAGAGAAAGAUAGAUAGAUAGAGAGAGAGCGAACGAGCGAGCGAGCGAGCGAGCGAGCGAGAGAGAGAGAGAGAGAGAGAGAGAGAGAGAGAGAGAGAGGACAAAAAGGAGAAGGAGCUCCUUGAGAGCUCUAGAGAGCUGAUAGAGAGACUGUUCUGAAGGGAGGAUGAAUACGUUUUGUUAGUACAAUCCCGAGGCUAGCGGGAAAUUUGCCCUGUUAGGGAGGCGCAGGGGAGAGAGAGAGAGAGAGAGAGAGAGAGAGAGAGAGAGAGAGAGAGAGAGAGAGAGAGAGAGAGAGAGGACAACAAGGAGAAGGAUCGCCUUGCUUACUGCUGUAACUUCCAUUAGUUGGCCACGACAAGUCCGGAAAAAAAAAAAAAAAGACUUUUUUUUUUUUUGAGGAAUUGUAUCUGGAAGAGUGGGGAAUAUGCGAUAAUUUACAUCGUUGAUUCACUGCUUCUGCGGCUACGAUCAUUCCAUGCAUUCGCUGAAUGUGCAAGAAAGAAUGACUUGUCGGAACGUUCACUUUCACGUUCAUUCAUUUGAAUGAUCGGGUCGCUUUCGUCGAAUGAUCACAUAUCACUGGUUCCACAGUGAAGUGAUCAUUCGUUCGUUGAAUGAUUACUUCUUUCGUUGAAUGAUUACUUCGCUUCACUUCUCGUCGAAUGCUCACGUCGCUUACACUUGGCUUUCGUUGAAUGAUCACUCCACUUUCACUUCGUUUUCGUUGAAUGAUCACUUCGCUUUUAAAGUAUCUUUCUCGUCACUUCGCUUUCGUUGAAUGAUCAGUUCGAUUUCACUUCGCUUUCACUUCGCUUUCGUUGAAUGAUCACUUCGCUUUCGUUGAAUGAUCACUUCGCUUUCACUUCGCUUUCGUUGAAUGAUCACUUCGCUCUCACUUCGCUUUCGCUGAAUGAUCAUUUCGUUUUCGUCGAAUGACCACGUCGCUUUCGUUACAUCACUUUCACUUCGUUUUCGUCGAAUGAUCACGUCCCUUUCACUUCGCUUUCCAGAACAACUGUCGUAGCGGAGGGAAGGCUUUGGUCGAUGACCACAGAGCUCUGGAUAAUUGACUCUGGCGGAAGAAGAAGGAAGUGUUAGCUCCAAAUACCAGUAAGUGAAAGGGGAAGUCAAAAUUCAUUAGCCUGCCAAGUAGGAGGAGGGGGGGGGGGGGGGGGGGGGGGGGGGGGGGGGGGGGAGUUUGUUGUUGGCCUCACACACAUCGUUGAGCGACCUCAGGUUCAAGUCGGGUUCAAGUCGAAGGUGAUUAUUAUUUCAGUGGUGGAUAUGGCGGCUGUGUGUGCGUCGGGUAGUGCGACGCUCAGAGCGGCGGCGACAUCGACGAUUGCCGCUCACCACAGUGGGCCGUCUCAGGCUGCUGCCGUCACACGGUCGCACAGUGAAGCUGGGUGCUCUACGUCGUCUAAGAUCGGCCGCCUGCCAUUGCACACACUGGUGAUUGAUCAUCCACCCGUAACCGGCAUAACCAGGGAAGGGAAGCGGGGGACGUGUGCGCACAGUCAGCAAUUAGUGCGCACGCAGGGGGCGGGGGUGUACACGUGUCAGCACGAGGUGAAAGGCUGGUCGGCGGCGGGGUUGACAGCGCGGAUGAGAGCGUCGUCUCUGUUUCGCCGCGCGCUCCGAGCGCCGGCGUCGACGUCGUCGGACUGCGCAUCGGCGAGGAGGGGGCGGGGGAGGUCAGCGCGCGUCUGUUCCUGUUCCCCGCGCGCGGAGGCGAGUGCGACCACCGCCGAAGCUGUGCGCCAGUCUUCCGCGCAGGUCGCGGACACCGCGCCGUCGUCAAGCAAUCGGGCGGAGACAGCGGAGGCGCACUCGCGCACAGCGGCGCAAGCAGGCGCAAGCCUGCGGACUGUCGUGCGGUCUCUCGACCCCUCUACAGGGGAGGAAGUGUGGCGCCCUCUGCGCGUGCUCGUCGUCGGAGCUGGGAUCGGGGGCCUGGUAUUUGCCCUUGCAGCCAAGAAGAAAGGCAUUGACGUCCAGGUCUUCGAAAGGGAUGUCAGCGCAAUCCGGGGGGAAGGGCAGUACCGCGGGCCAAUCCAAAUCCAGAGUAAUGCGCUGGCAGCCUUAGAAGCAAUUGAUCAGGAAGUUGCAGAGAGGGUUAUGCACGAGGGGGUCGUCACCGGCGAUCGGGUCAACGGUCUGGUAGAUGGGUUGACCGGGGAAUGGUACAUUAAGUUUGACACAUGGCAUCCCGCGGUCAGAAAGGGUCUGCCUGUGACACGUGUCAUCAGUCGCAUGACGCUUCAAGAAAUUGUAUCCGAAGCGGUCGGCGCCGAUAUCGUACGGGGAAACUCAUAUGUAGUCGAUUACGAAGAUGAUGGUGAAAAGGUGGUUGCAAUUCUUGAUGAUGGAAGGAGGAUAGAGGGAGAUCUUCUGGUUGGAGCGGAUGGCAUCAGAUCAAAGGUGCUACUCCCCACCAAUAGAUGGAGCCCUCCCCAGGUGCUAGCGGUGUCUGCUCUUACCAGCACCACUAGCACCGACGGUUAUCGUGUCUUCCUUGGCAGCAAGCAGUAUUUUGUCAGUAGUGAUGUAGGCCAUGGCAAGAUGCAGUGGUAUGCAUUCCAUUAUCAGGAGGCUGGACAACAAGAUCCUCCUGGACCAAGGAAAGAGAGGCUGCUCCAGAUGUUCGGCAACUGGUGUGAUGAGGUUGUAGAUGUGCUUCUGGCGACACCAGAGGAGAUGAUACUUCGGAGAGACAUCUACGACCGCAUCCCGAUUGUGAACUGGAGCAAAGGAAGAGUCACUCUUCUUGGUGAUUCAGCGCAUGCCAUGCAGCCAAAUAUGGGCCAAGGCGGGUGUAUGGCAAUCGAGGACUGCAUCUUGGAGGAGGUGAAGCUCUAUCCACUCUGGAAGACAGUUCGGCUGACGCCUUCCCCUUCUCCUCGAUCUGAUGAAGCUGCGGUACUAUAGCCUGCUGUGUAGGUCAGAUAGAUUCUGCCAGCGUGAGGGAGGCCCUGUAAAGGAACUGUUACUCUGUCAUGUCAUUCUCCGAACAUGCCUGCGUACCAUGUGGGGACCACUAUGAGGGGAUUGAUCACUGCCAUGAAGGGGCAUAGUCUCUACUCUGACAAUUACAAAGGGAUGAUCACCGCCAGCCUCUGCCAUGAUAUACUGUCCUCCCCACCCGCUUAUUAGCUGCCCGAUAUUCGAUAUUGCCAUCACAGCCUUGGCAUACCUCGCUUAAAUAACUACUAUGAGUGUGAAUCUGUUUUCCUUUUGUCAUGUCAACAACACUAUAUGUCACCGAUGUUUCCAGGUGCGUUGAAUGUUCCAGGUUUCUUUGAAUAUUAUCCUAUCUGUGUGCUGAUUUAAAAAUUAAAAUUCUAAUUAAAAUUAUUCAAUGAAUUAGAAUCUUAAAU
Molecule: messenger RNA, 4151 nt
Organism: Chara braunii
Lineage: Eukaryota; Viridiplantae; Streptophyta; Charophyceae; Charales; Characeae
Source: the annotation of a GenBank genome assembly